AUGAAUCCUAAUUUAAGGAAGCGCCGGGCUUACUGCCCCGAGCAAUCGCCUGCCGAGCCAGUGCUCCAGGACUUCCCUCAUCGAUCCUCGCCCGGGUGUUUUGAGACCCCACCCCUGCCGCUCAACAACCACUUGCCGGUCAACCAUCAGUAUAUACUUAGGCAGGCCCCCAACAUCGAGGUGACGAUCACAGUAUCUCUUUAUGACCUGUUGAACUUGCAUCGUCCAGAACAGCGACAACUGUUGCUCGAGAAAGCCGCACCAAGCCUCGAGGUCCCAGUUGGCACUCUUCUGGAACUCACCAAGCUGCAGUCCCACGCCCACAAGAGGCCACGUCUCGAUCCACCCCUCGCCAUGUCAACACCGUAUACAGACGAUCCAUCUGCACAUGAGGAGGGUCAGGAGAAGCCGCCACCCAGCGGGCGAUCAAAUCAUGAUCCCAACAAUGGGUCCCGCAAACCUUUCACUGCCUUCGCUGAGCCUGGCUGUUUCCCGUCAGGUUGGAGUAGCGGGCCUUUAGCAAGCUGCCUCCAGGAUUACUUGUGCCAGCCAUUCUCAAGCUUUAUCGGCCCUUCAGGUAUGUUUACAGGUGCUGGUAGAGACGGUAAACCAGCAAGACUGACCGUGGCUCCAGAAUACUCACCCCUCCCACCUACCACACAGCAUGAGUAUGGCGGUGUCAGACCAGCCAUGGUUGAUGGCGUGGCAUCCUUUCAACCUACCACCACAGUCUCCAUGAGCUCGACAUCUGUGCCAUUAGAUCCGAUAUCACUAUUCGCAGGUGGUGGUGAUCCGGAAAUUGGGGAUCCUUUCUUGGCCAGUUACCCGCCACUUCAGCCUACUCCACUAACGGGAACGCAGCCUUUGGCAGCCAGAGAAGAGAUGAUUUAUCCCACCACUUCGCCAAUCGCUAACUACGAUAGUUCGCCUGACAGCUCUCGUGCAGCAGUGACGGGUGCGGGGGUUCGGCCGCCCCAGCCGCAUCUUAUGAGUCCCACAGUUACAUCACUCAUGUCAAGCAGCUAUUCAGCUGAACUUGACUCUUCAGUGUAUGGACGGACCGGAAGUAUGCCGGGUAUGCAUCAAGGUUAUAUGGCUGAGCAAGCUUUUGGCGUGAAGAAUGAUUCGAUGAGAUACGAAAUGCAACAGCGACCAACAGCAUUUGACAUGUUUCCCCACUCAAGAACCAUCUCAGCCAGACGUGGCCCCUUCAAGAACCACGACCAGCGUGAACAGACAGCUCACACUAGAAAAAUCGGAAGCUGUAUCAGGUGCCGAAUGCAGCGAAUUCGGUGCAACCUCGACCCUGAAGAUGAAAAGGGACCCUGCCUGGGAUGCAAGAAGAUUACGGCCAACACCACCAAGAUCUACCGGCUGAACUGCCUACGUUGGAAGAUCAUGGACGUCAAGCUAUUCAAGCCUGGCCAGGUCAAGGACCACAAAUGGACCGAGCGCUGGAAAGACAGCGUGGUAGAUGACAUCGGAAACUGGGCCUCUUCGGAAGUGAGGACGAUUAGAGUCACCGAAGGGUAUACCGGUAAAUGGAUCGAGCUCCAGGUCCGUCAGUUCGAACCGCAGCCUGGCGACAGCCUAUACAGAAAGUGGGUUUCCAAGAACGGCGAGGUCAAGCGAGCCAGAGUCCCGGCCUUUGCUAUCGUCGACAUGGAAUCCGCCAAGACCUCGUUCAACGAGUACAUCAAGCGGGCCCUGGGAAACUGCUGCACCUACCUGCUGCGCAAGGAAAGGCUCCUCCAACGUACAUACUCUCUUGCCAUUAAGGUUAUGAAGCGCUCAUCCACGCACGAAACCGAACGCAGGCUGAUUAAGAGCACUCUCGAUCUCUGGAUGUCAGUAAGGCUGACGACCAAGUCGUUUGAGAUCGUCGGGGAGGAGAGGCUGGGCAUGCCGCAGGAUAUCAUCGAUGACCCGGACAGCCCUUUGUGCGGCAAGAUCCCGCUGCCCCCGGUCAUGGGAGCGCAGAUUGAUUCCAUCCUGAUCCACCAGGUCCAGCCCCAGCUUCGCCGGGACACGCUGGAGGAGCUGCAGAAGAUGACCCAGGAGAAGAAGCAGAGAACAUGGCUUACCACGUAUCUGGUGACGUUUAUCCUGUUACACAACAUCGCCCUCAUCACCAAACACGACGCAGAUUACGCCAAAAAGCACAACAUGGGGAGACGAUUUGCCAGGGAAGACAGCGUCAGAGAGUACAACAUUGGCGAGUCAUUGACUGAUGAAACAAAAACAGGAGCGAAUACGCUUCUCGCCUACUUCCACUAUUGCAACCGGGCGAUCUACCCAUUCUCUGCAGAAUGCAAGGACCCAGAUCUCCAAAGCCUGGCGGAGCUUGACGAAGACGCCAUGCGAUUCGUGCGCGAGACUCGGCAGUUGGUAGCUGAACAAAAAUCAGAUUGGGAAGGAGUGUUGGCGAGAGAAGAGUACGAGGACCAGUACUACUAUGUCAGUCAGCUUUAUGAGCCAAACUGGCAACCUCGAGUCAUGGCCUAG
Messenger RNA from Neurospora tetraspora, 2505 nucleotides. RefSeq lists its product as uncharacterized. The record is from RefSeq and is a predicted model, not a curated record. The transcript is spliced from 5 exons. Lineage: Eukaryota; Fungi; Ascomycota; Sordariomycetes; Sordariales; Sordariaceae. Gene Ontology annotation, biological process: regulation of DNA-templated transcription. Gene Ontology annotation, molecular function: zinc ion binding; DNA-binding transcription factor activity, RNA polymerase II-specific. The coding region runs from base 1 to 2505 and encodes 834 amino acids.